AUGAAGACAUUUCCAUCCCUCUCCGAGACACAGGAGGCAGAAUUGACCGAAAAUUUGCUACAAUGGAGCUUGGGAAACGGGCUUACAAUGUACCCGGUGAAUUACAAGACCCACAGUGCUACGCAUGCUCCGAUAACGAUCUUUCCCACGCCAUUUGCAAAGAAGGCGUUUAAAAAUGCUAUGGAUGUGCAGAAGGGGUUCAAUGAGUUGUAUGCCAACGUUGUGAGCAAGUCAAAGGAGUGGUUAUUGGAUCUUUUGAAGGAAUUGGCCGUUUUUGAUGCUGAUUUCACGGGGAAGCUCUAUGAAUCGUACAACAAGUCAAUUGAGUUAAAUGGAGGCAAGGUGAAACAGCCACUUUCGUUGGGUAUAUUUCGGUCGGAUUACAUGCUCAAUGAUGUUGAAGAUGACCCUCAAAUUAAGCAAAUCGAGUUCAAUACUGUGAGUAUUUCGUUCGGGGGAUUAUCGACCAAGGUGGGUGAAUUGCAUAAUUAUUUGAACAUGAAAGGAGCAUACGACGCGGAUUAUUCGUACAAAUACUAUGACGACGAGGAGAUUCCGAUUUCUGACUCGAUUAAUGAAUUAGCUAAGGGACUUGCUGACGGUAACUACCAUUACAACGGCAAGCAGGAGAGCACCAAAACGAUUGUAUUAUUUGUAGUCCAACCGGGGGAAAGAAAUUGUUUUGACCAAAGACAUAUCGAGUAUUCUUUAUUGAAAAACCAUGGCAUCAAGUCCUAUAGAGUGACAUUAGAAGAGGUUGCUGAGAAAACGACCGUUAAUCAAGAUAAGUUAUAUAUCAGGUCAACAAUGGAUGAAGUUUCCGUGGUAUACUACAGGUCUGGAUACGCGCCUAGUGACUACGAAAUGAAUCCGGAGGCUACCUGGAAUGCUAGAUUACAAUUAGAAAACUCACUUGCUAUCAAAUGUCCCUCUUUAUUAACACAGUUGUCGGGAGCUAAAAAAGUGCAACAAAUUUUGACGCAAAAAGGUAUGGUUGAAAAAUUCUUGCCAGACAUAUCCCAAGAUGAAUUAGACAAGUUAUUAUCUACGUUUGUUGCAAUUUAUCCUUUAGAUGAUUCAGAAGAAGGUAAAACGGCUAAAAAAUUGGCAUUUGAAUCUCCAGAAAAGUUUGUGUUGAAACCUCAGAGAGAAGGAGGUGGUAACAACAUUUACAAAGAGAAUAUUCCUGAUUUCUUGAAAAGUCUAGAUGAAAGCAAAUGGGGUGCUUACAUCUUGAUGGAGCUUAUUAAUCCUCCACAUCACAAAAAUAAAAUUAUCCGAGAAGGUGAAGUGUUUAACGAGAAUAUCAUUUCUGAAUUGGGUGUUUUUGGAACCAUUGUCUUUAAUGAAGAAAACGGUGACGUAUUAACUAAUGAAAAUGCAGGUUGGUUAUUAAGAUCGAAGUUUAGUUCCAGUAAUGAGGGUGGUGUUGCCGCUGGAUUCGGUUGUGUUGAUAAUAUAUAUUUAUAUUGA
This is a messenger RNA of Debaryomyces fabryi, 1473 nucleotides long. RefSeq names its product glutathione synthase (gene GSH2). The record is from RefSeq and is a predicted model, not a curated record. Gene Ontology annotation, molecular function: glutathione binding; glutathione synthase activity; ATP binding. Gene Ontology annotation, cellular component: cytosol. The transcript has a single exon. NCBI's taxonomy places the organism in Eukaryota, Fungi, Ascomycota, Pichiomycetes, Serinales, Debaryomycetaceae. Bases 1 to 1473 code for a protein of 490 amino acids. Gene Ontology annotation, biological process: glutathione biosynthetic process.